This is a messenger RNA of Sclerotinia trifoliorum, 2350 nucleotides long. Lineage: Eukaryota; Fungi; Ascomycota; Leotiomycetes; Helotiales; Sclerotiniaceae. The record is from the annotation of a GenBank genome assembly.
AUGGAGCAUGAAUGUGAGCAACAGCACUUCAGUCCACUGGUUUUCACUUCCCACACAGGAAGAGUAUUCCAGGUAGAUAUUGAUGAGACUUCGCCAUUAUCGCCAAAACAUGGCAGAUCCAACAGCAUAGUGUCAAUUGUCGAGCUGAGGGCUUCAUCUCCAUCUCCUCUGGGGCCUCCUAUCCUAGGAGGAUUUGAUGGUCAUGGAUCCGAGAGUCCACAAUGUCCAAAGUAUGUCCUCAAUUUGAGCAAUCAAUUAAGAACUAUCAUGCCAGCAUCAAAACUUAGUAUGCCUGGUCAGAUACACAAAGGCAAACGCAAAGCGUACCUGAUCAAUAGUAUGCUAACAAAUUUGCAGAAUUGGACCUUCGCACCAUAGAAAUCGUUCCUCAUGCGGAGGCCCUCCUCUCAUUUCCAUCACGACUCCUAGCCAACUAAGUCAGGGAGUGUCAAAUUUAAGCAUACAAUCAUCAUCCUCUCGGAAGCAAGCACAAAAUUCCUUAUGUGAUGACUUCGACGAAAAUGAGGAGUUUGAUGUUUGCAGGGCUUAUAUGGUUUAUAAUGAAUAUGGCGAACUGGUUGAUGCUCACAGCCAUCUUCAGACUCGAAAUACUCAGGAUUUAUCUGUCACCGAGAUAUUGAGAUUGAUUAGAAAGGCAUAUCACCAUGAUGUUAGUUCCUCUUGCAUCCUUGACUGUUGCGGGGCUUGCACUGGGCAUCGUUGAAGGUGGCUUGGAGCUUUUAUGCUGACUUCAUAAUAAUAGUUUAGGGCGAGAAUGAAUGAUAUUGAACAGAUCAAGGGCCAAAGCUCAUUGAGCUCAGAAAAGGGCAAUUUAACAUGGGAGGAAAAACUGUCAUCUUGGGAGUACAAUCCGAGCGCAUCUGUAAAGACUACGCCUGUCAAUGGAGACCUAAAGACUGUUCCUGUAUAUCAAGGACCACCUCGUGUCUUGGAGGUAUGUAUUACCUGCUAUCUACCAGUUCCGUGCUAACAGGUUUAGAUUGGUUGUAGUGACGGGAGUUGGUGUUUCAAGGUCAAGGAGGAUCAGCCCGAUUGGACAGUGGAGGGAGUCGAUGAGACAGAUCACUGGUCUUGUAUACAAAGAGACAUUCAAUUAAAGUAUAACGCCUUCUAUUUUAAGGAUCGAUGUUGGGAUUCAGCAUGCUAAUCAAUAAUAGGGAUUUUAUCAUCACAGCUCCGGAGAUGGAUGUGUCAGAUUACUUCAGCCGUGUUAAUUCUUCACAAACACAAACCGCUCCGGAUUUCAAUGUUCGAAACCUUAAUUGUCUCAUAGCACAUCCAGAUCCUAUUCCACACAAUCUAUACUCCUUCAUCCGUGGAAGAGAUGUAUUUGAUAGAGUUGAAAGUUACAAGAGUUUUCUAGAUGACGUUCGCUUGUGAGUAACUUCCUGCGAGGUAUAGACAUGUACCAUAUAUGAAUACUAACAUUUGAUAGAAUUCUCCAGCCCGGUGGCGUUGUAGAGUUCCUUGAAGUAGACCCUAGGCCAAGGUCCAAAUUGGCCGGUCACACUUCGAUUAGACGUGGAGAUUAUCACCAGAGUGAAGCUCAGACUGACUGGACCGACAAUAUCGCCGAUCGACUCAAGCAACCAAAUCACGAUGGAGAACUUGCAAAGACAGUACCAGGCUGGAUGGAAAGAGUCAUAGAACGUCACAAGGCAAUACUUCGUCCACGAGGUGGAAUUCCUGCGGUUAAGCUAAAGUCUUGGCUAGAAGGGGCUGGGUGAGCUAAUUGAUGCGUAUCGUGAGGGCAAGCUAAUAUUAUAUAGGUUCUGGGAUGUGAAAGAGAUUGUACAUCGAUUACCUGUAGGUGGUACCACAAUUCCUGGUCAGCGAUUGAAAGACUUUAUUCUAUACCAGAUUGGGCUGGAGAAUGAUAUACCACAGGUGCCACUUUCUUAGACCCCUUGACUUUUCGCCGCUGAUUGGAAUUUUAGCUUCGCGAGAGGUUGUUACCUGUUGAAAUGGAAGAGAUCGAGAGCGGCAACUACUACCUCACUCUGCACAUUGUGACAGCACGCAAGCCACGCUCACCCCGAGCAGGCGAUCUUCUCAUGGACGGCACCAGGCAGGAAAUGACGGAUAUAAAAUAUGAUCAGAUGGCUCGCGGCAAUGAAUUGAAGAACCAAGCAGGGUGGAAAAGGUUGUCUUGAGAAAGAAAUGGCCUUUGACCUUGUAUAUGCUAACCUAUUUGGAUAGAUUCGAAUUAGGUCGCAUCUCUGAAAUGAUGACUUCCUUCGAGGAACAUCAUCCUGGGAAUAUUCCCAACUCGUCACCGCUCUCUCACCUCCGAGAGCCUGAUAAAUCUGGGGCGACAGCAGGGUUUUGA